This is a messenger RNA of Haliotis rubra (blacklip abalone), 1137 nucleotides long. RefSeq names its product cytochrome c oxidase assembly factor 1 homolog. NCBI's taxonomy places the organism in Eukaryota, Metazoa, Mollusca, Gastropoda, Lepetellida, Haliotidae. The transcript has 4 exons. The coding region runs from base 178 to 561 and encodes 127 amino acids. Gene Ontology annotation, biological process: mitochondrial respiratory chain complex IV assembly; mitochondrial respiratory chain complex I assembly. Gene Ontology annotation, cellular component: mitochondrial inner membrane. The record is from RefSeq and is a predicted model, not a curated record.
AAGUAGUAGACUGAUGCCCAGUCAAAAUGUUUACCUUCACAUGCGCGAAUGCACGAAAAUGGAGGGACUUACUGUUACGUACAUAAUUGAUGCGGUACACCACAAUUUUAUAACUUAAUGAACGUGACUAUCACAGUACUGUCAGGAUGGUACAUAUACCAACAAGUGUCCUAAAGAAUGUCGCUGCCUUCGGCGGGUUUUGUUCUUGGUAGUGCGUUCUACAUGACCGAAAAGAUUCAAGAAAGGUUCAGGAAGGAAGACUAUUAUCGUCUACCAAUGAAGAUGCUGAGGAACUAUCAGCCAGCAGUGGAGGCAUUUGGUCAGCCACUAGUCAGCAAGAGACUUGACCUGGGUGACACACAACAUAACCGAGUGGAUGGGCUGAAUGCCAGUCUGCGUAUACCAGUGAAAGGACCCAAGGAUAAAGGCAGUCUUUACGUUCAGGCCAGCAGACUUAGUGGUAAAGACAGUUGGGCUGUUGACCAACUGGACCUGGAACUGAAGAGCACUGGUCAGCGGUGGACGUUUUAUAGAAAACCUGUAGAAGAGCCUGCCUCUUGACUCCUUUGUGGUGUUUGCCGUGUGAUAAUAUGAAGACUGUCCAUUACUUCAUCAUGAACCAAGCUUGACUUUAUUGUGUACACAGGUUAUGUUGGAGUACUUGUCAUAAGAACAGUAGCCGCUUCUCGGGAUGUUUAUCUUCAGUCCCCAUACAGAGAAAUUGCUUUUUUGUGUGUGUAAAAAAUCUGUCUUUGAGCUUGAAGUCACCAUCAUCAUGUUAAUACCAGUUAGAUGGCUGAUGGUGAGGUAGCCUACUGGUAAUAGUGUUCACUUGUCAUGUCUUGGGCCAGGUUCAACUCUCAAUAUAGGUACAGCGUGUGAAGAACAUUUCUGGUUUGCCCUGAAAGCAAUAAUUCUGGAAUAUUGCUAAAAUCAGCAUUAAUCCCAAAUCACUUCUGUCAUGUUGAUCAUGUUUGUUACUCCAAAAGAAAGAAGUUUUUAGUUGACAAUUGUAUCGAAUAUAAAGUGCUGUAGGUGAGCUGGAAAUUAAUGUAUGUAAUAUACAAGAUGUUUUUACUGACAUUAAAAUGUAAGAACAUUCUAAAAAUGUUAUUAAGCUUAAUAAACAAUAUUUAU